Molecule: messenger RNA, 840 nt
Organism: Dovyalis caffra
Lineage: Eukaryota; Viridiplantae; Streptophyta; Magnoliopsida; Malpighiales; Salicaceae
Source: the annotation of a GenBank genome assembly
AUGAAAUCUGUUCUAUUGAGAACCGGUUCAGUUCCGAUCCAAUCACUGGUUCGCUCCGGUUCACCUAAAAUCUCUCUCACGCGUUGCGAUUCAGUGACAAACUUCUUCUCCGGCGAGAAGACCGGAGUUAGUUCUCCGAGAAUUUCGCUGCAUUUGGAUAAUAAUCGCCGCGGGAGUGCAACUCCAAUUCGGAGGGCGCUGUCGGAGAGUGACGUCAUCAGAUCGGAGAGAGAGGUUUCCGGAGGGCUGACGAAGCUUUCCGGUACUGGUUUGCAGUCUUUUCCGGCGAUAAUACCAGAGGAACAUGUGUUUGGGGACAGUGUGGAUGAUUGCGCUGGAACCUGGCAGAAGAGCGGGAUUCCGUUGGAGGAGCUAGGUUUUUCCGGUGAUGGAUUCGGAAAAUCUGACGGCGGACGCGGGGGAAGCAGCGGUGAUGAUUGGAGAGGCGGUGUUGAUGUGAGCAAAAUCGGAGAUUAUUAUAAGCAAAUGUUGAAGUCAAACCCAAAGGAUGCUUUGAUUCUAAGAAACUAUGGAAAAUAUCUACACGAGGUGGAGGGAGAUGUGGAGAAAGCCGAGGAGUAUUACGGGAGAGCAAUACUGGCGAGUCCAGGAGAUGGAGAGGUGCUGUCUUUGUAUGGUAAAUUAAUAUGGGAAACAAAAAGAGAUGGGGAGAGAGCUAAAUCUUAUUUUGAUCAAGCUGUUUUUGCCUCUCCUAAUGAUUGUAUGGUAUUGGGAUCAUAUGCAAAUUUUAUGUGGGAGGCAGAGGAAGCUGAUGAUGAGGAAAAAAAUGAUAAUAAGAGGGAGGUGUUAUCAGCAGCGGCCGUGGUUGCUGUUUUUUAG